AUCCCCUCUCUCUUUCUCCCUCGCUCUUUCUCUCUCAGGGUCCUCUCCUCUUUCUUUGAGUACUGCAGAGGCACGGCUGCAUCGUGCAUCGCGGAGGAGAGGAGAGCGGGAGAAAAGAGAAAGAACCCUCAGCGCGCGGGUACUAACUACCUACAUUCCUGUGUCGCGAGGGAAACUAGGGGAAAUCGACUGGAAAAGCACACAGCUGGCUCCCUGCGAUGUUGUAACGAACUGCCUAUUUUCUGUAGUCGACAGAUGAGCUGUGACCAGAUCUAACCACAGUCUGCAUGGUGAUCUCUAUUACUGGAACUCAGCUGUCUUCACCGCUCAACCUUGUCACUGCUCCCAUCCCACUGCCGUAGAGAUCUGCUUUCCCUCACCACAGCAGCAACAGCUAGCGAUCCUAGCCAACACUAGCACCAUUUGAACCACCUCCAAACUUACUGUGGUUUGCUGCAACUGAAUUGCCAUUCAGUAACUUACACUCUGAUACUUCAGAAGAAUGUAAGCAAGUAGGCUAACGUAAGUUAAGUUUCUGACAGUUAAGUUGUCCUCCACUGCAGUUCUUUGGCAGAAAUUCUUGCCAAUGAGAAUUGGUUCCCAACUGACCUAGCAGGUUAGAUAAAGGACAAAUAAAGACAAAUAGAUAGAUAGAUGACCAAUCAGAGUUAGUGAGAUGGAUGAGUCGUACAACAACAGGAUGUCGCUGGUGAAGGGCGCCAAAGACAUCGCCAAAGAGGCCAAACGCCACGCCGCCAAGAAGGUCAGCAAGAUCGUGAACCGCGCCACGGACGAGUACUCCUCCCAACGCAACUACAGCCAGUUCCAGAACGAGGACAAAGACAAUGACGACAUGUGCUACACACAGCCCGACAGCAACGGCCACUUUCCCUGCAGCCGCACAGCCAACGGCGAAGACGGCGAACACUACGCCAGUGACGCCACAGAGGGUCACGAUGAUGAAGAUGAGAUCUACGAGGGGGAGUACCAGGGGGUGCCUGCUUACACUGACAGGAUGCCCAGGGAUGGGCAGGAUUCUCUGGGUCAACCUGUCUCAGACAGCCUGAGGGACCGUAAGGAGCUGGAGCUGGAGAGGCAGGCAGACGAGGAGGAGCUGGCCCAGCAGUAUGAACUGAUCAUGCAGGAGUGUGGCCAUGGCAGGUUCCAGUGGCAGUUGUUCUUUGUGCUGGGCAUGGCGCUGAUGUCAGACGGUGUUGAGGUGUUUGUGGUGGGGUUCGUCCUGCCCAGCGCCGAGACUGACAUGUGUGUUCCCAACUCUGGAGCUGGGUGGCUAGGUAGCAUAGUGUACCUGGGGAUGAUGGUGGGGGCGUUCUUCUGGGGGGGUCUGUCAGACAAGGUGGGCCGUAAACAGUGCCUGCUCAUCGCUAUGUCUGUCAACGGCUUCUUCUCCUUCCUCUCCUCCUUUGUCCAGGGGUACGGCAUGUUCCUCUUCUGCCGCAUGUUUUCCGGCUUCGGGAUUGGUGGGGCGGUCCCCAUCGUGUUCCCCUACUUUGCGGAGUUCCUUGCGAGGGAGAAGAGAGGAGAGCACCUGAGCUGGCUCUGCAUGUUCUGGAUGAUAGGAGGGAUCUAUGCCUCGGCAAUGGCCUGGCUCAUCAUACCACACUAUGGAUGGAGUUUCAGUAUGGGCUCCGCCUACCAGUUCCACAGUUGGAGAGUGUUUGUGGUGGUGUGUGCUCUACCCUGUGUGUGUGCUGUCGUAGCACUCACCUUCAUGCCCGAGAGCCCACGAUUCCUCCUAGAGAUGGGUAAACAUGACGAGGCAUGGAUGGUGCUGAAACAGAUCCAUGACACCAACAUGAUGGCCCGUGGAGAACCAGAGAAAGUCUUCACCGUGAACAGAAUAAAGCUCCCUAAGCAUCUGGAUGAAUUGGUAGAGAUGCAGUCAGACUCAGUCAGACUUGGCAAAGUCCUCUUCAGGAUCAGGACUGAACUCAGAGGGAUCUGGUUAACAUUCAUGAGCUGUUUCAACUACCCAGUGAAAGACAACACCAUCAAACUGGCCUUCGUGUGGUUCACACUGUCUUUUGGGUACUAUGGCCUAUCAGUGUGGUUCCCUGAUGUCAUCCAUCACCUGCAGUCUGAUGAGUAUGCCUCUAGAGUGAAGACUCACAACAACGAACAUACAGAAGACUUCACCUUUAACUUCACCCUGGAGAACCAGAUACACACCAACGGAGUAUUCGUCAACGACAGGUUCAUCAGUAUGAAGUUGAAGUCCGUCACCUUUAUAGACUCCACGUUUCAGAACUGCUACUUUGACGACGUGUCAACAGUGGGCUCAUUAUUCAAGAACUGCACCUUCGUAGAAGCCUUCUUUUAUAACACAGAUAUUGACGAUUCUAAGCUGGUGGGGUCGAGGGUGAUCAACAGUUCGUUCCACCACAACAAGACGGGCUGUCAGAUGACCUUUAAUGAUGACUACAGCGCCUACUGGGUCUACUUGGUCAACUUCCUGGGGACGCUCGCCGUGUUGCCCGGCAACAUAGUCUCCGCCCUUCUCAUGGACAAGAUAGGGCGCCUGAGCAUGCUGGGGGGCUCCAUGGUGCUGUCAGGCAUCAGUUGUUUCUUCCUGUGGUUUGGGACAAGUGAGUCUAUGAUGAUCUUCAUGCUGUGUCUUUAUAACGGCCUCAGUAUAUCAGCCUGGAACUCCCUGGACGUUGUUACUGCUGAGCUCUACCCGACUGACAGGAGGGGUACAGGUUUUGGGUUCUGUAAUGCCAUCUGUAAGCUGGCAGCGGUGUUGGGGAACCUGAUCUUCAGCUCUCUGGUUGGCAUCACAAAGACCAUCCCCAUCCUGCUGGCGUCGGCUGUACUAGUGGGAGGAGGCCUGGUGGGACUACGACUGCCUGACACACGCGGCAACGUCUUGAUGUAGAACUACACUACCCAGCAGUCUUCACUCAUGUACCCAUUGGGCUUUAGUUGAACACUGUCAUAAGGACUAAAUAUGUAACAUUGUUUUAUGACAGUGGUAUGUAGGCCUUAUGAUAGUGUUCAAGUAAAGGGCUACAUGUUGAAGUGCAAGUGCUAAAGUGCAAUUAGUCCAACAUUUUGUUAAGUUGCAUUUGGAAUAUUUUUUUAAACCUUAGGUACUCUGUACCUGCGACCAGAGGGGUGGAGCUGGAAUUCAGGGUGGAGUGCGUGGGAAGAGUUGAACGCUAUUUUAUUAACCUUCUGGAGGGCUCUGCCCAGGUAGAGAGAUGAUUGCUGUUUCUGCCCCAAGACCGGACUAUCUUGCCUAACCUAUUUUUCAACCUUGGCAUUCCCAAACCAGCUGUUUGUUUUAGGUUAUUUGUUGUUGAAUAUCCAGGCGUUUCGUUUGGGCAGUUGAUCAAUAUUCAGCUCUGUUUAAGCAGAAAGCAGGAGGUUUUAAUUUGAUGAGAUAUGAAAAAGCCAUUCUAAUCCUAGCCUAAGUUCAAUCAAAGGUACCUAUUGCUUCUGUCCUCAGUGCUACGGGUCUGACAUGAAUACAAGUUAGGUGAUAAGAUACGUUCUUUAGUCAGCCUGGGUACCAUAGUUACUAUACGUUACAACAUAACCAUUCUCUAAGGGCAGAAUCCUAACUAGAGAAGCGUCAAUUUAGGUUUCAGGCUUAAGCUCUUGUGAGCACACGACUCUGUUGGCAUGUUAAGGGAUAUUUAACCUAUUUCACUGAAACCUAAAAGUAUAGUUUGGAGUGAACUAUGCCUUUAACAUAUUCAUGACUUUGCAGUAUCAUAAUGGCAUCAUUGCAGUACAUGCUUUUGCAUUUGACCAGGUAUGGAUCAUUUGUGUAAAUGUACAGUAUGUGUGUGUGUAUGUAUGAUAUUGUGUGUGUGUGUAUAAUAUAUUGUAUAUAUUCAAACAUUGUUAAUUUCCCAACCAUGGGUUGGGGUCGAUGUUAAUGAGUUGACUUGACUCACUGAAGUGUCUGACUGGUUUCCAAAUCAAUUCAAACUUUAUUUGUCACAUGCGGCGAAUACAACAAGUGUAGACCUUACCAUGAAAUGCUUACUUACAAGCCUUUAACCAACAGUGGAGUUCAAGAAGAGUUAAUGGUUAAUGGUGUGUUAAUGAGUUUGUCUUUCAGCCUGUCCUACUGCAUCACUUGCAGCCAUCCAUCCCUCAUCACGUCACUCUCUGUAUGAAACUACACUUCUGUUAAAAAUAGGAAACUUUGCCUGUGUGUUACUAAAGUAUUUAUGUUGUGUGUUCUGUUGUUGUGUCUGCUACAGGGAUGUAGUUGUAGGAAAACAUGAAGGUGGCUAAACACUAGCUGGUUGAGAUAACAGAGAGAGUAACAUAAACACUACAGGUAACAAUGCUCAUUUGGUGGAACAGCCAGGUGUGUUAACAACACAAUUCACAAAAUAACCAGUGGUGUAGUCUGUGUUUAGGUGUGUUUCCACUCCACUACAUCCCUGCUGCUGUUCUGUGGACGAGCAGCCAUGUUCAUCUGGGUCAAAGAUGACUGUAUCAUUCUGGUGAGUUCCUUGUUCUGUGGGCAGACGUCCGUCCGUUCUUCUGGGUAAUUUUGAUGGGGCAUGCAGUGGUGAAAUGACUGUACUGUACGGAGCUACAGACAUGCUAUAGAUUAGGACUAUUCAUCUCCAGCCCCUCCAGGUCCCUCCACAGUACUGCUGGUUUCCUCUUCUCCCCUUCUGUCCCUCUUCUCACUGAUCAAUAUAUCAAAGUAUAGUGCUUUUUUACAAAAACAUUUGUCACAAAGUGCUUAACCGUAACCUGAUCUAGACACAGAAAUAACAAGCAUGUCAUUGAUUGGCCAGAUAAUCCACUGACCGUGUCUGAAUCAGUCCCUGAUUAGAGGGGAAGGAUGAAAACCAGCAGUUCUGUAGUUAGUAGAUCAUGAGGCCCAGGUUUGAAUAGCCCUGCUAUAGACAAUACAUGGAGGUGUGUGUUAAAUCAUUUGUCAAAUACCUGUCCUUGAUCUGAUUUACUUUGACUAGGGAAGGUUACCAGGUGCAAUGUGAAGUAUAUAGAGGUAGGUUCCACUGGGAUCUACACGUAAUGUAUUCAAUAAAGAGUUACAUUCUCUAACAA
Molecule: messenger RNA, 5061 nt
Organism: Salvelinus fontinalis (brook trout)
Lineage: Eukaryota; Metazoa; Chordata; Actinopteri; Salmoniformes; Salmonidae
Product: synaptic vesicle glycoprotein 2C-like
Exons: 13
Coding region: 677-2896 (739 amino acids)
Biological process (GO): chemical synaptic transmission; transmembrane transport
Cellular component (GO): membrane
Molecular function (GO): transmembrane transporter activity
Source: RefSeq, a predicted model, not a curated record